Messenger RNA from Beta vulgaris subsp. vulgaris (sugar beet), 3544 nucleotides. RefSeq names its product histone-lysine N-methyltransferase CLF. Gene Ontology annotation, biological process: chromatin remodeling. Gene Ontology annotation, molecular function: histone methyltransferase activity; protein binding. The record is from RefSeq and is a predicted model, not a curated record. Lineage: Eukaryota; Viridiplantae; Streptophyta; Magnoliopsida; Caryophyllales; Amaranthaceae. The transcript has 16 exons. Gene Ontology annotation, cellular component: PcG protein complex. Bases 383 to 3217 code for a protein of 944 amino acids.
GCAAUUAAUCACAUUGCCUAUUUAACAUUCACAAUACUAACAACAAUUAUAGCCACUGUUCUUCAAGAGAGAACCAAUUCAAAACGCAAAAGCAACUAUCCUCUUUCCGCCUAAAAUCUCUCACCUUUCCUUUUACUAACCCCCAAAUCAAACCCUCGACAAAUUUUUUAACCAUUCUUCUUCUCUCUCCUCAAAUUUAGGGUUCCAGAUUUUUCCACCAGAUCCGCCAUUACUGUCUUCUUCAUCUUCUUCGUCGUUCUCCUUUCUUCUUUUCGAUAAUUUAUCUCUCUUCACAUUGCAUCUGCAUGACUUUUAUCCUAACUCAACCUCCAUCGCCGGCGCAAAAUCAAGGUCAAUUUCUGGAGCACAUUAAAAUUGUACAAUGUCUGCGAAACCGUCGCGCUCCAAUUCUGUUUCUAUAAGCAGAUCGGAGCUUUCCAAGGUUACGCCGGUGUUAGAGCCUGCGAACAUGAGCGUGGUACCGAAGGAGAUUAUUUCGGUUAUCGAUUCGUUGAAGCAGCAAGUAGAAGCUCAACGCCAUGUUUAUAUUCAGAACAUAAUGGAAGAAAACAGGCAAAAGUUGUCUAGGGUGACUUUAGCAAAGGAAAGAAGAAAUAUCACGGUUACUGACACAGAAAAAAGUACUGCUUUACUGGUUAAGAGGCAGAAUGAUGCGAUCAAUAUGCAAAAUGGCAUCGAAGGAGGUAAAAAGGGUGAAGAUGGCAGUGGCUCACAAGAACACGCAGCAGUUCUUCUGGGGGCGUCUAUCCCUAUUAAGAAUACAGUUCGAGCCAUUAGACUCCCUGAAGUGAAGAGACUGCCACCUUAUACUACAUGGAUGUUUUUGGACAGAAACCAAAGGAUGACGGAAGACCAAUCUGUGUUAGGUCGAAGGAGAAUUUAUUAUGAUCCAACUGGUGGGGAAGCUUUAAUAUGCAGUGACAGUGAAGAAGAAGUAAUUGAGGAAGAAGAAGACAAGAAGGAAUUUGUUCGAUCAGAAGAUCACAUCUUGCGAAAUACAGUGCAGCAAGUUGGUUUAUCAGAUGCUGUUUUGGAUUUACUGGGACAGUGCUUUUCCAAGAAACCUACUGACAUCAAGGCAAGAUAUGAAGCUCUUUGUGAGGAAGAGAAGGCUAAGACAGGUCUAGGGAAUGGGGAUACUGUAGAGACUUCAGAGUAUUCAAACCCAUAUAUUGAUAAAGAUCUGGAAGGAGCUUUGGAUUCAUUUGACAACUUAUUCUGUCGCCGGUGUUACGUUUUUGAUUGUAGAUUGCAUGGAUGUUCACAGGACCUUAUUUUUCCUACUGAAAAACAACACCCGUGGAAUUCUCCGGAGGAGGCGAAUGUACCUUGUGGGCCGCUUUGCCAUCGAUCGGCUCCCAAGUGUGAAGGUGAUUCAGCAGCCAUCUCCCAAAAAUGUGAUGGUUUCAAAGCAAAGCCCAGCCCUUCGUCCAAUGAUACUUCUAUUGAGGUGUCACCAAGGAAUAAAUUUACUGGAUCUUCUAACAAGCGGAAGGGAAAAUCCACUCCAAGUGAAAGUGCCUCUUCAAAUGCUAGAAAUGCAUCGGACAGUAGUGAUUCAGAUGAAAGACUUGCUCAAGAUAAGAACUCUAUUGACCAAUCUUCUAUCCAGCCAGAGACUAAGUCGAUUGGGAAAUCUGGAACUCGCAAAAAUAAGUACAAGCGAGCUGCUGAAAGGAUACUUGUUGCAAUGCAGAAGAGGCAUAAGAUGUUGGCCCACGAUGCUGAUUCAGUUAAUGCUGGUUCUACGUUGUCUAGCGAUAUGAAGCUUCGAUCUCGGACACGGAAGGAGGAUGAAGUGGCAAGUUCUUCUUCAAAGAAGAAAGGAACCUUAAGUACAGAUGAAAGGUCAAGGACGGGAAUUCCUGCUUUGGGCAGUUCCAAGUCUUUAAACGCUCCUAGUGAUGUUUUGAAUAUAGGAUCUAAUGAUCAAUCGACAGUUAAUUUGGAUGACGUGUCAAGGAAAGAAGAAAUUGUAGAUGAAAGCCCUGGAAAAGUUGAAGUGAAUAUUGAUAAAUCUUGGAAGGCUCUUGAAAAAGCGCUUUAUGAGAAGGGUUUGGAGAUAUUCGGUAGGAACAGUUGCUUGAUUGCUCGAAACCUUUUGAAUGGAUUGAAGACUUGCUCAGAGGUCUAUAACUACAUGACUCACUUGAAUAGUAAGCUAUCAAUUGAAGGUCGUGAUGAUGGGACAAACCUUGAAUGCAAUGACCCUAUGGUUAGUCAACGAUUUUUGGUCUUGAUGAUGUUGAAUGUAAUUUUCUGCGACUUAUAUUUUCUAUUGUUUGGUGCAUACAAUGCAAUUCAGGGUAAUGAAGUCAGGAGAAGAUCAAGAUAUGUUAGGAGGAGAGGCAGAGUUCGUCGUUUGAAGUAUACUUGGAAGUCCACUGGUUAUCAUUCCAUCAGGAAGCGAAUUUCAGAGAGGAAAGAUCAACCUUGUCGACAGUAUAAUCCUUGUGGGUGUGAAUCUGCUUGUGGAAAGCAGUGUUCAUGUCUUUUAAAUGGCACAUGCUGUGAAAAAUAUUGCGGGUGUCCUAAGAGCUGCAAAAACAGAUUCCGGGGCUGCCACUGUGCUAAAAGUCAAUGCAGAAGCCGUCAAUGUCCAUGUUUCGCAGCAGAUAGGGAAUGUGAUCCAGAUGUCUGUCGUAAUUGUUGGGUGAGUUGUGGUGAUGGUACACUUGGUGUCCCAAAUCAAAGAGGGGACAAUUAUGGAUGUAGAAAUAUGAAGCUUUUGCUCAAGCAACAACAGCGGGUUUUACUUGGUAGGUCUGACGUGUCUGGUUGGGGAGCAUUUCUUAAGAAUAGUGUUGGAAAACAUGAAUACCUAGGGGAGUACACUGGGGAGUUAAUCUCACAUCGGGAAGCUGAUAAGCGCGGAAAGAUAUAUGAUCGUGAAAAUUCUUCAUUUCUGUUCAAUCUAAAUGAUCAGUUUGUCCUUGAUGCUUAUCGGAAAGGGGAUAAGCUGAAAUUUGCAAAUCAUUCUCCUGAUCCGAAUUGCUAUGCCAAGGUUAUUAUGGUAGCUGGAGAUCAUCGGGUGGGGAUAUUUGCCAAGGAACGAAUGAAUGCAGGGGAAGAGCUGUUCUAUGAUUACCGUUAUGAGCCUGAUCGAGCUCCAGCUUGGGCUCGGAAACCUGAGGAAUCUGGAUCCAAGAAAGAUGCUGCAGGCCCUUCCAGCGGUCGUGCAAAGAAGCUUGCUUAAUUAUAUUAUAAAUCUGGCUGUAAUCAAGAAUUGAUAUUUUGUCAUUCUUUACAGGUUGAGCAUCAUUCAUAUCAGCGGUGAAAUCCUAACCACUGACGACCCAAUGAAGGGAUUUUUUGGAUUCAUUUCACACUCUAACUCAACUGUAUCUACAUACAUUGAAAUAGGAUACUGAUUUCUCCUGCCCUGAUAUUAAUUCAACAUCAAUAUUUAUUGGACAUCUGAUUCUUAUUGAAUCGAUGCAAGGCAAAAAAGUCAAUUCUUGUAUAGUUUGUAACUUUGUAUUACAGGCAAUAUAUAGUAAUCCUAUUUCCAUUUUUCUUGUCA